AUGAAACCCUCUUCUCUUACCCUGCUGGACCAAUGCGCUUUUGAAAACAUAAACAUUUGUGGAAUGAUACAGAGUUCCACUGACGAUGCUGAUUGGGUGCAUCUUAAAAGCUCUCCUGGCUCUGAGGACCAUACACUCAGUGGACAAUGCAGAGAUUUAGGAUAUACUAUGCACUUUGACACCUCCACUGGAAAUGCAGAGCAGUCUGGUCUCCUUGAGUCCCGCAUCCUGUAUCCAAAGAGGAAGAUGCAAUGCCUCCAAUUUUUCUACAAAAUGACAGGAAGUGUAAAGGACAGGCUAGUAAUUUGGGAAAAGAUGGAUGAUGGAACAGGAACCGUGCGUAAAUUAAAGAAACUCCACACGGUCUGGGCUGAUGAAGACAAAACAUGGAAGAUUGCUCAUGUGCCUAUGCAAAUAGGGGCAAAGUUCCGCUUUGCAUUCCAGGGAGUAAGAGGAGACCCCGCUAACUCUGGAGGAGGCAUAUUCAUCGAUGACAUCAGCCUGACAGAGACGCACUGCCCUGCCGCUGUCUGGCGCAUCCAGAACUUCUCGAGCAUCCUGGAAACAGCCGACUACAACACCGUGCUGAACAGCCCUCGUUUCUAUAGCCCUGAGGGUUAUGGUUUUGGCGUUCAAGUACGACCACUGUCUGGUUACUCUGAUUACACGGGCCACUAUACUGGUCUGUACUUCCAUCUGGCCAGUGGUGACAAUGACAUUGUGAUGCAGUGGCCUGCUGUGAACCGCCAGGCCACAAUAGUGGUAAUGGACCAGGAUCCAGACAUUAAGCUGAGGAUGUCCUCUGCUCGUAGCCUCACCACUGACAUGAGCACAGUCAAUGGAGACAAACUAAUAUGGGACAAUCCAAGAACUGUUGGGACCUAUGACCCAAGUUGCCAGUGUUAUCGAGGAGAUUCAGUGGGAUGGAGGAGUUUCAUAAAACACUACGACUUGCGCAGACGGAAUUACCUGAAAAAUGAUGACCUCAUUAUCUUUGUUGACUUUGAGGACUUAACAAGCCUGAUAAACAGUGAAGUUCCAGUUGCACCAAAGGUUUGA
Messenger RNA from Sinocyclocheilus rhinocerous, 1059 nucleotides. RefSeq names its product meprin A, alpha (PABA peptide hydrolase), tandem duplicate 1 (gene mep1a.1). The coding region runs from base 1 to 1059 and encodes 352 amino acids. The record is from RefSeq and is a predicted model, not a curated record. NCBI's taxonomy places the organism in Eukaryota, Metazoa, Chordata, Actinopteri, Cypriniformes, Cyprinidae. The transcript is spliced from 6 exons. Gene Ontology annotation, molecular function: protein binding. Gene Ontology annotation, cellular component: membrane.